Molecule: messenger RNA, 1464 nt
Organism: Chrysoperla carnea
Lineage: Eukaryota; Metazoa; Arthropoda; Insecta; Neuroptera; Chrysopidae
Product: centrosomal protein CCDC61-like
Exons: 9
Coding region: 1-1299 (432 amino acids)
Cellular component (GO): centrosome
Source: RefSeq, a predicted model, not a curated record
AUGGCCGACCAUCAUUUGGUUACCACUUGCUGUUUUAAAGGUCGCGAAUAUUUGGUCAAAAUGAAUAUUGUAAAUAACACAUUAAUUGAUAUUACAAUAACUGAUAAAUAUUCUGGCGAAGAUUGGCAAUGUAAUUACGAUGCGGCAUAUAUUGAAAGUUUAACACAGCGAACUGGGAACUUUAAACAAUUUAAUAUUUUCAUAACAAUGUUAAAGUCCGGUUUGUUAAAGACCAGUGACUGCGUGUCUUUGGACCUACUUACAUUUGAAGAUUUAGAAAUUUUACGUUCACGUAAAGGUAAACCAUUCUGCCCUAGUGGAUAUUCUGCAAAUGGAAAAUUUUCAACCAAUAAUAAUCGACGUUAUCUAAUUUUAACUUAUUCGGUGGAAUUUGAUAGAAUUCAUUAUCCGUUGCCACUUGACUAUUGUGGCCCACCUGAUCCACAAAUUCUGCAAGCAAAUAUACGCCGACUUGAGAAUGAAAUAUGUAGAUUACAAGAAAUCAUUGCCGGAAACGCUAGUGAAUCAAUAAAUAUGUCGAAAUAUCAACAAACAAUUAAUAGCCUAACUGAAGAAAACAAUAAUUUAAAAAGUGAAAUAAAUCAUUUACGAAACUCAAAAAAUUCAUCAACUAAUAAAAUGGAAUUCCUUCAUGAAGCAAUUAAAACCUUGGAAGAAAGUCAACAAAUAUUGACAUUACAAGAAAAAUUUAAAUACAGUAUAGAAUCACAUAGAAGAAAAAUAUCUCCGCAUCAGAGCUUACGGUUUUCUGAUCCUGGAUUAAAUUUAUUAUUCUUCAACCCAAAUUCGAAAAAUGAUCCAAGUUCAAAAACCAUCGAUAAGGGUAAAAAGUCGUUUAACACAGUGGACCCUAUAAUACCACAAGUUAGUCGAAUUGAAAGUUGGGAAACUACAUUACGAAGCCAUAACAUUAUUGAACCACCAAGAAGAAGGCCUCGAAGUGCAUCCAAAAGUUCACCAUCAUGCCGAAGGAAAUCAGCCGUAGAACAAACAUGUGAACCAGUGAAACAAUCAAAGCGUAAAAGUCGUAAAGAUCAAAGUCGUCAACGUAACCGAUCACGUAGUACAUCUCAAAGUCGAACACGUGCAAGUUCCACAGAAAGUAUAACACGUCAAAGUACAAAUAACUUUAAACAUAUACAACAAAGUUAUCAAGCUAUGAGAAUGGAUUCAGUACGUAAGCUACAUCCAAUGGAGAGUACCGCAAGUGAAGAUUGCCAAAAUUUAGCUCUUCGAAUUCAAGCACUACAAAAAAUGAUAUCAGAAUCAACUAUUUAAUCCAAUAUCCCUUUUGUGGACUUUGAAGACACCUAGGAAAAUAAUAAAAUAUCACAAAACUAUUACUUUUAAGUAUAAUUUAUUUUUUACAUCAUCAUAUCCCUGACAAAAACUUGAUAAUUUUCAAUCGUACAAAAAGCCAGUUUGGUAUAAUAAUAACGUUUU